AUGUCCAGAACUGAAAAAAGACCAUAUAAUUUGCUUGUAGCUGCAACUGGAAGUGUAGCCGCUUUAAAAAUACCAGAGUUGACUAGAUCUUUGUUGGCUCUAAAUAAGGAGAACCAGGGAUAUUACUUUGAGGUCCACCUUAUAGUGACAGAGCAUGCGAAGCAUUUCUUCGAUUCUGAGGAAUUGCCGCCCAACGUUGUUGUGUAUGACGAUAGUACCGAAUGGCAAGCUUGGAAGAAUCGAGGCGACCCUGUGGUGCACAUAGAACUGGGCAAAUGGGCCGAUUUGAUGGUCAUAGCGCCUCUAGAUGCCAACACUUUGGCGAAAAUGGCACAGGGGAUCUGUGACAAUCUCCUUACAUGUACAACACGAGCAUGGGAUAUGAAAAAGCCCCUCCUUCUCUGUCCAGCGAUGAACACUCGCAUGUGGGAACAUCCUAUCACAUCCAAACAUAUCGCUACUUUGAAGGAAUGGGGUCACAUUGAAGUGCCACCUAUCAGUAAAACGCUAAUGUGUGGUGAUAAAGGAAUGGGCGCAAUGGCUGAAGUUGAAACUAUUGUAAAGAAAAUUAAAAGCAUUUUUGAUGAGAAGGCCUAGAUUCUAAACUUGUAUGUAGUAUCGAAAAAGACAUAAGGCCUUACGAGAACAUGUUAAAACUGGUGUUAACUUGAAAUUUGCAAAAAUGUAGUUUAACAUACUAAGUAUUGUCACUCUUGUUUUCUCAUUCUUUUCAAAUGAGUCAUUGAACAUUGGUUAUUUCUUUUCAGUUACUCAAAUUGAUAUUAUAUUCAAUUUUGUAAUAAAGCUCUUCUAUGUUGUAUAAAGUUUAUAUAAGUACAGUCUACCACAAUAAGCGCUCCACAACCAGUUUAAAUGGGUGGGUAGACAUGAAGGCGCCUUGUGUCAACUUAGAAUAGAAAUGUAAAACUGCUGCUAUGGCAGUGUGUACUAUACUGUAUUGAAAUGUUCAACAUGUGAGAUAUUAUAUUAGUUUCUAAACAAUUUUUGUCAUGUUCAAAUGGCAUAAUUGAUUGCAAGAAUUUAUAAAUUAUAAUUGUGUAAAUAUAAUUUGAUAAGUACACAUUUGGCUGUAAUUGUUUCCUAUUAUUAGUAUAAAUACGCUAGACUAGUGUGGUGGCUUUAAAUGGGUCUGAUAAGUGACUCAAGUUGUAGAAA
This is a messenger RNA of Hyposmocoma kahamanoa, 1176 nucleotides long. It is a transcript of the gene Ppcdc, whose product is annotated as phosphopantothenoylcysteine decarboxylase. Gene Ontology annotation, biological process: coenzyme A biosynthetic process. The transcript has 3 exons. Gene Ontology annotation, molecular function: FMN binding; phosphopantothenoylcysteine decarboxylase activity. Bases 1 to 597 code for a protein of 198 amino acids. Lineage: Eukaryota; Metazoa; Arthropoda; Insecta; Lepidoptera; Cosmopterigidae. Gene Ontology annotation, cellular component: phosphopantothenoylcysteine decarboxylase complex. The record is from RefSeq and is a predicted model, not a curated record.